AUGCCAGGUAGUACCAUCUCUAGUCUUUCAUCGUCUUCUCCAUCCUCAUUUUCGCGAGAUAAGAGGAGUAGAACUGCGAGUUCGGUGGGGUCGGUGACUUCGGGUGGAAGACCGAGAGGGUAUAGAGGGGGUGGUCAUCCUCAUCAUCGAAGCGCGAUACCGGCAGUUGUGAAAGAAGUUGGGAAGGAUGUACGUGAGGAGGAUAGUGAAGAUGAAGAUGUAAAUGAAAGGGGAGAGAAUGAGGAAGAUGAGGAUGGAGAAGAGAGCGAGGAUGAUGAGGAUGAGGACGAGGAUGAUGAGGGUAAAGGACAAAGGAAGCCUUCCCCGAGAAGAGAUCGUUCCAACAAGAAGAAGAAGAAGAAGAAGGAGAAGAGGAAGAAGAGGGACACCGAGUCGCUCAUCUAG
Molecule: messenger RNA, 405 nt
Organism: Botrytis porri
Lineage: Eukaryota; Fungi; Ascomycota; Leotiomycetes; Helotiales; Sclerotiniaceae
Exons: 3
Coding region: 1-405 (134 amino acids)
Source: RefSeq, a predicted model, not a curated record